AUGAAAAUGAAUGACAUCAAGAGCUCCAACCAGACCAUGGCAGAAGAGAUGGACAAACUGUCAUUUGGCUUUUCCACAAUUCUGAGGGGUAACUAUGUAAUGAGAGAACUCAGUUUCUCUGGAGAAACAUCUACUUAUGAAAGUGCUGAUGACAUGAGCCGUUCUAGAAAUGAGGAUGGGUACUGGUCGGGAGCUGAACUCUCAAAUGUGGAACUAGGAAGACUGUGCACAGCGGCCGGGGCAUCUCCUUUGAGAAGUAAGCAGCUCUCUGAGGCACUUACACAGAUGGACAGCUACAUCCUUAAGAAGUCAGCUCAUGGAUUCGUGUUCUCACACGCAUGGACUUCAGAGGUAGUUGCGAAGGUUUUGGCUGAACUUGAUGAAACUACAUUUAUAGUUCAUUGCAGUCUCAAGUAUUUAGAGCACGUCCGCUUGGAGCCAAAUGAAGUUGCAGACUUUGAUUAUGCCAUUAUCGUCCACCAAACUGGAGCCAAUACACUACUCAAAGAUAAGUAUGGUCGGACAAGCUUUCUGAUAGCAGCACUUGUUGGGUCUGUGUCUAUUCUAGAAUUGUCACUGAAAACAGAUCAUAGAUGCAUUAAUCACUGUGAUGCCUUUGGAAACACGGCCUUGCAUCUGGCAGCAAUAAAGGGCCAGACAGAGGUGAUCAAACUUCUCUUAAAAGAAGGUUUAGACAUUCAGAAAGGAAACAUGGACAGGAUGACGCCUCUCCAUAUUGCAGCUACAAAUGGACGAUACUCUGUUGUGGAUCCCCUUCUCAGCAUAGAAAGAAAUUCAGCUACUUCUAGACAAGACGGAAAGCGUUUUGUCCGAGGUGUGUCUGUGGAUCUUAAAGAUAUUCAUGGCAUGGCACCGAUUCACUACGCAGCCAUGUGGGGUUAUGAAUAUGUAUUAGGAAGACUUUUGCAAAACAAGAGCGAGGUUAACCUGAUGACCGAGAAAUCUGAAACUGCGCUGCACUUAGCAACUCAGGGCAGCCACAUUGAAACUGUACAAUCCUUCUCAGAAACAAGGCUGAUCCGAACUUGUCUGAUGGGACGGGAAGAACUCCUCUUCACAUUGCUGCCGAGGAAGGACAUCUAAAAAUAGUAAAACUCUUUC
Messenger RNA from Haliotis rubra (blacklip abalone), 1122 nucleotides. Its product is annotated as ankyrin-1-like. Bases 1 to 1104 code for a protein of 367 amino acids. The record is from RefSeq and is a predicted model, not a curated record. The transcript is spliced from 4 exons. Lineage: Eukaryota; Metazoa; Mollusca; Gastropoda; Lepetellida; Haliotidae. Gene Ontology annotation, molecular function: protein binding.